Messenger RNA from Eubalaena glacialis (North Atlantic right whale), 1134 nucleotides. RefSeq names its product chromosome 17 C8orf34 homolog (gene C17H8orf34). Lineage: Eukaryota; Metazoa; Chordata; Mammalia; Artiodactyla; Balaenidae. The record is from RefSeq and is a predicted model, not a curated record.
AUGAGAGCUCCCCUCGCCUCCGAGUUGUCUGAGUUGGCGGCGCCGCGCCCCGGCUUCCGGCUCUCGGCGCCCCACGCGCUCCCGGCUCCAGCGGCUGCAGCCCACGCCCGCGCCGGGAGCCGAGCUCGCCGCGCCCGCCGCGCCGCGCCGGGGGAGCCCAGGCUCCCGAGCUCCUGUCCCGGCCCCGGUCCAGGGGAAAGCAGGGUGUCCCCGGGCAGAGGCGCACGGCCGCGCGGUCUCCCGCACUCUCCGCGGCCCAUCGGUCUCUCCAUGGCCUCUCAUCAGCAAUCCCGGAUCCAGGCUUACCUGGAGAAGAACAAGAUCGGUCCCCUGUUUGAGGAAUUAAUGACCAAGUUAAUUACUGAGACCCCUGACCAGCCAAUCCCAUUUCUCAUUGACCAUCUUCAGUCUAAACAAGGAAACCGUGGACACCUUCAAAGAACUUUAUCUGGAUCUGCAGCUCUCUGGGCCGAAAGUGAAACAUUAGAACAUAAAGGAACAAGAAGGGAAUUCAGAAACUAUGAUAAACCCUGGCAGUUAAAUGCAAAGAAGCCUAAAAAGUCAAAAAGCGACCUUGCUGUGUCUAAUAUUUCUCCACCAUCACCAGAAUCAAAAUCAUUGCCAAGGUCAGUAGAUCAUCCUAAGUGGAAUUGGAGGACUAAACCAGAAAGCCGUGAUUUUGAUGAAUUGAACCACAUCCUUCAAGAGAGCAAGAAACUGGGAAAAGCCCUUGAGAAUCUCUCUCGAAGUAUUGCAAUUUCAGAUGAACUCGAUAAGGAAACAGUGGCGUUUAAUUCUUCUCUUCUGAGACCCCGUGUAAUUGGAGAGUGGAUUGGCCGAGAAGAGAAUGAUGCUGAUCCGCUGGCUGCUGAAAUGCUACAGCCCCCAAUUCCAAGAAGUAAAAAUGAACAAUGGGACAAUGAAGAUAACAGCUCUAGCCCUGCAGGGAGCUUAAAGGUGGAGCCCAAGACUAAAGGAUUAAAACAGCAGCAACAGCAGCAUAAGAAACUUCUGGCAGCAAUGCUCUCUCAAGAUUCGUUUGAGUCUGUCCAUAGCCCCACCCCAUCGGUAACAGAAGAAGAUAUUGAUGAUGAAGAUGAUGCAAUGGAAUUGCUGGGUAAUUUUAAAAAUUAA